AUGGCCAAUAAAACCGGAAAUAUUGUGGAACCAGUGCCAUUCGAACCAGGCCUAAUGCUCCACGGCGGCAACCCCCAAGGCUCCGAACUCCCCCCAGAGCUCCUCGCCGCCCGCCACGCCUCCCUCCAAUCCUAUCUCCGCUCAACCCACGCCCUCCUCAGAAAUGGCAGCACAGCCCUGGAAGCCGCCGUUCACGUCAUCUCCCUUCUUGAAGACGAUCCCCUCUUCAACUGCGGCCGCGGCAGCGCCUUCACAGCAGCCGGCACAGUCGAAAUGAAAGCCACAAUAAUGGUGACAAGCCUGCAGCCCGCAGCACGAAACGCAAUCAAUCGCGGCGCAGGUGUGACGGGCGUCCGUAAUGUGCGUCAUCCGAUUCAUCUCGCGCAGGAGGCACUCAAAAGAAUGGCCAUUGCUGGAUCCCCUGUAGAUGAGCUCGGGCAUAUGCAUACUGAGCUGGCUGGUCCGGAAGUGGAGACGCUUGCUCGGGACUGUGGGGUGGAGUUCUGUCCUGAUAAGUGGUUCUUUACACAAAAGAGGUGGGAUGAGCAUAUCGCAGGUUUGGAUGGGGUGAAGGUGCCUAUUUCUUUGGAUGAGGAGAAGGUUCCUAUUUCUUUGGAUCAGAAGAAGGUGCCUGUCUUUGUGGAUCCGACGGCGGAACCUGCUCCCUUGGACCAGGACACUGUUGGUUGUACUUGUGCUGAUCUGUGGGGGAAUUUUGUUGUUGCUACUAGUAGCGGUGGUGUGGUGAAUAGGUUGCCCUGGAAAUUUGACGAUAUGCCUCUCAUAGGGCGUAGGUACUGGAGUAUGGCCUAUACUGCCAUCUCGGAUGAUGGCGAGAGAGUGCUAGAAGAUUCCUCGGUGGGUGGUUUGCUACGCGACGCGACGAAUUGGCUGUGGGAUCGCGUGCCGCGGUUCUGGCGAAGUGAGAUAACUCCUAAUUACUCCCCCUUCCGGGUAAUUUACCUGCCCGACAGCCGGACCCAACGAAUGGGCUCAGUCCUCGUUAUUGUCGAGAAUCUUAUCAGUAUGCGAAUGUGGAUGUCUACGAAUGUUUUUAGACGCUAG
Penicillium concentricum is the source of this 1065-nucleotide messenger RNA. RefSeq lists its product as uncharacterized. Lineage: Eukaryota; Fungi; Ascomycota; Eurotiomycetes; Eurotiales; Aspergillaceae. The record is from RefSeq and is a predicted model, not a curated record. Gene Ontology annotation, molecular function: hydrolase activity. The transcript has a single exon. The coding region runs from base 1 to 1065 and encodes 354 amino acids.